GCCGGGGCGUCGCGUGGCCAUUUCCUCCCGAUCUAUGCGUCUUCCCCUGCGUGUUUAGGGUUUCAUCGUUCCCCGCGAGAUCGAAGGGAUCUCCGGCCGGUACAGGUUGUCCUGCAGUGUUUCGUCUCCCGCUCAGAUCUCUUGGUUGCUUUCUGCACUUUUGGUAUUCGUGAGCCUCUGAUCGGAUACAACUGUCAGGGCUUUUGAGGCCGAUCGAUCGCGUGUCUUUGGUGUAUCGGGGAUGGCGUCGAAUGGGGAAGAAGAUCGAUCGAGGGCCGACGGUUCUCAUCUCGAGAACAAGACGACGGAAGAAGGAGAUCGUUUUACUGGGACAUCUUCUGGCGAGUCGAGUGCCGACUUGAAUGAUACGGGUGGAUCUCCUGGAGAAGAUGCUUGUGGAUCGUACUUGGCUCCUUGUUCUCACGCAGUUUCAGAAAAUCUAUCAUCAUCGUCAUCGUCUUCUUCUUCUGGCGUGAGUCCCAGGAUAGGGUUUUCAGCUUCUUCCUCAGCAUCUUCUGCCGUGGGAAGUGCUUCCAGUUCAGGGGCUUAUAGAGACCUUAGCCUUGCGGAGAGGCUGGCAAAUAUUCUUGGCAAUUCUGGUGAAGGAGAUUUGUUGUUUCGGCUGGACAGCGCUGGACGCAAGAUACUGCAGUGGCUCCAAGCUUUGGAUCAGCAGACAAUAGGUGGUUGUCGAGCAGAUGAGAGGCUGAAGCCAUUGUUUAAGCUGAAUGUUUCUGGUGGGGUGGUGGAGGAUCGCCUCCUUGCUCAUCUGAGACAGCAUUUUGAGGUUUCAGAGGUUAAUAAGCUGGCUCGGUGUUUGUGUGUUCCUUUGGCAUCCGUUCGUGUUGGAAAAGUUAUUAAGCAAGGGCCUUUAUUAUGCCCAACGGCUACAAGGGGGCAUUUGAAGCUGACCCUCUUGCCUUCUUCUGAUUUUCGCCUUUCAUUUGUUGGAGAUGAUGGCUGUGAGGAGAGGCUAGCAUUAUUCAGCUCGUAUGAUGAGAGCUUCAAGAUAACAAUCGAUUUAAUUUCUGCUGAUGCAUCCGGCAGGUCAUUCUUGGUCCAGGUUCUAAACAAAGCUGUGUUGUAUUACUGGCUAUCAGAGAAAUCAAUGACUGUUGGAACUGAGCUACUUGAGAAGAUGAAGGAUCUGGUGGAACAAAAACCUUCUCUAUCUCAGCUUACUGGGAUCAGUGAGUUAAGACUGGAGUCCCUUGGCGAUUAUGUGCGUUCAUAUCUCCUUCAGUCUGCAACCACUGUGCAUGCAAUUCCUGUUACAAAUUCCUCAACCGCAAACACAUCAGCCUCUUUGUGCCAAGGCGAGAAUAUUCUACCAUCUGUGAGGCAAUCGGCUCGCUCUAGACUUGUCGUUUCUCAGUCUUCAAAGAUGCAUUCACUCCAUCAAGGGAGUUUAAGCCCAAGAACUAGUGCAUUCAAGGAAGGACUGUCCAGGACCAUAUCCUUGUCCAGAUUGGGUUGUACUUUUAAGGAUAAGUUAAGGCGAAGACCAGAAGGCCAGCAUAACCUCUUGGGUAAUGAUGCUCACCUGGUGUCAUCUGGUCUCCCGUUGGAUUGUGUGCGGACUCGUGCUUCUGAUGUUGAAAAUGAAAAUGGUAACAACAAAGACAGCAUUGGGAAUGCGACAACCUGCAAUAAUCACUGUUUGCCGAUGCUCAAUCUCCCAGGGAAGUUGCAGAUGUCAGAUUCAUUGCGCUCAUCUGUGAUGUCAUUGGACCCAUUGCCGGAUCUCCUUUCUUUGCCUGAUAUCCGCCCCUUGAAUUCAUUCUCUCCUUGCUACUGCUGGUGUCCCCCACUCCCAUCUACCCUUCAAUUCACUGCCGUACCACCUCCUCUACCAUCCAUGGCCACUGAUUCUUCCGAGUCACCCUUGUCAUCCAUUUUGUCUUCUGGGAACUCAAGUGCACUUAUGCCAUCCAAUGGCGCCCUAGACAUAGGGAAGAAGUCAGAAUUUCCAGACUUCUUUUCAGACCCACUCGUUCGGAUGCCACUUCCUGUUUCCUCAUUCAUUCCUUUGCCAUGUUCGCAGCAAAUACCUUCAUUUACAUCAUUCAUUUCUGAUCCGAUCGUGCACAUUCCAGUUAUUGACGUCUGCUCUUCUGGUCAAGUCUACCUUGUAAGUGCAGGGCCAUCAAUACCAACAACCAUUUCUCCACUGCUUCCCAACCUUGUUAAUAAACUCAUUCCAGAUGCUGAAUCUGAAGUGGAGAAGGGCGCUAGAGAAACUUUGAGGAUGCUCAUCAGUUCAUCGCAGACUGUACCAGACUUCUUGGCAGGCGUUGAUGAGAAUCUUUUGCUCAUUCAUGACAAGAAACAGGGAGCAAUGGUUGGUGGAAGCCGGGGAAUCUACAGUGGUUUCUCUAACGUGGACGUGUCGGUAUGUGGUACUUCUGAUAGAUGUAAUGGCUUGCUUCCAGAAGCAACUGGUAAUGAUGGGUGUGCGAAUAAGGAAUCAAGAAAGCUUCAAGAUGAAGUGGAGCAUUGUAAUGAUGGCGGGGAGCCUAUGGUCUCCGAGGCCCGGGGUGAAGAAAGAUUGUGAUGAAGCAUUUGGUAGUAGUCUUCAAUUGUUUUUGUAUCAUAUAGUAAUUGUCUGCUCUAUUUAGUCAUUGCUGCGAGAAAUGUAGAUAUAUGCAGCCUUUGACUCUAAGACAGAGCACGGCAUUGUGCAUCCCUGCUAUGGUGGUCAUGGUUUCCGUGUGAAUCAUUGGAGAUCAGCAGAUUUUUGCUUGCUGCUAUUCUUUGUAAGAAAAGCAUUGUAUAUUUGUGUAAGCUGGUAUAUAGUGUAUUUUCUAGGGAUUUCCUAGGCCUAGA
This is a messenger RNA of Nymphaea colorata (pocket water lily), 2826 nucleotides long. RefSeq lists its product as uncharacterized. The coding region runs from base 242 to 2554 and encodes 770 amino acids. The record is from RefSeq and is a predicted model, not a curated record. Lineage: Eukaryota; Viridiplantae; Streptophyta; Magnoliopsida; Nymphaeales; Nymphaeaceae. The transcript has 5 exons.